AUGGGUGAAACUCCAGAAUCCCCACCAUUUCCUCUUCUAAAACUUCCUUAUGUAGUUUUAAACAAUGUGAUUUCAAAUUUCAAACAACGAGAAAUACUUGAGUUUUCAUUCGUUUCAAAGAAAUGUAGCUCCAUCAUUAAGACUUCAAAUCUUUUCCGUUUCGAGAUUCGGAUUUCUUUUGCAAAAGACCUUCCUGUUGUUUCUUUCACCCCUCCUGGAAAGUUCACACUGGGUAACUGUCAUAUCGCAGAAGAUUAUUUUGAAAAACGAGAGAAUUAUAUAAGGGAUAUAGUCGAUAUGAAUAAGUGGUCAGGAGAUGUCGAUGAGAAAAAUUUGCAAUUGUCUCUCACUUGGGCUGACUACAUCUUUGACCUAUACCAUCUUAAUAACAUUGCUGGUAUAUACUUGAGUUCGAACUUUUCUCUGAAUAAAGUCAACACAAUAGUGGAAUGGCUCAAUAGGCGAAUACCAUAUCCGAUGAACUUCUUCUUCAAUGGAUCUGAAACAAAUGAGGAUGGAUUGGAAUUGUUUUUUGAUAGAUUGAAAGUUAAUAUGCGAACAUUAUCUCUUCAACUGACUGUCGUAAAGGAUUUGAAACCAUUCAUUCGCAGGAUUCUUGAUUUGGAUCGUUUUGAAGCAUACGGAAAAAGUUUUACGUAUCCGAUAAAAUGGAUUACAAUGGAUUAUAUACUUUCUUCUACUUUCAAGUCAAUAUAUAUGAGAUACACUUCGUUCACAGAGAUGGAUUUCAAUAGAUUCAUAAAGAGUUGGCUGAAUGGGAACCAUUCGAGACUGGAGUCGUUCUAUGCAGACGUCCAACAAAUGAAUCGUGAUCUGGUCAUUGAUGGAAUUGAAGUUGAAAAAAGAGAUGACAAUGUGAAACGAGUAUUCACUGCGAAAUCAACGAUAUGGGAUACUUAUUCGUAUGAACUGAAUGGAGGAUAUGAUAUUUCGAGAAGUGACGGAACCAGUGCCACGAUCAAAUUGGAACGUCAUGUUUUUGAUUUCAUGCCUCCAAUUUGCACGUUUCUAAUGGUGGUGUGGUCAAAACUAGGUUGA
This is a messenger RNA of Caenorhabditis remanei, 1059 nucleotides long. RefSeq lists its product as uncharacterized. The record is from RefSeq and is a predicted model, not a curated record. Gene Ontology annotation, molecular function: protein binding. The transcript is spliced from 3 exons. Bases 1 to 1059 code for a protein of 352 amino acids. NCBI's taxonomy places the organism in Eukaryota, Metazoa, Nematoda, Chromadorea, Rhabditida, Rhabditidae.